CUCUCUGAUUUGAAACCUUUUACAAAAGGGAACAAAAUAACAAUCCAAAGUUCAACCUUUGCCAGAACCCAAAUUAAGCCUCGCCUCUCUACUUCUCCAAUCGUUUUCUCUCGAUUUGUAACCCUGGCUAAUCCUUGGUGGACCGGUCAUAUUGGCCUGGCAGGCCUCGAUCCUUCAUCGAAUUCAUCUUCUCUUAAUAAGGGAGAACUCUCCAUCAACGAAACCAGUAACAGGAGCGGCGAUGAUGAAGAUAAAGACACAGGCGAUGAACCUAAAGAGGGUGCUGUUGAAAUUGGUACUCGAAGACCCCGAGGUCGCCCUCCUGGAUCUAAAAACAAACCAAAACCACCCAUUUUUGUCACUCGCGACAGCCCUAACGCCCUGCGCAGCCAUGUCAUGGAAGUUGUUGGCGGAGCUGAUAUAGCUGAAAGCGUAGCACAGUUUGCCAGAAGGCGUCAACGGGGAGUCUGUGUACUUAGUGGCAGUGGCUCAGUGGCCAACGUAACCCUAAGACAGCCUGCAGCACCUGGAGCCGUAGUGGCACUUCAUGGAAGGUUUGAGAUCUUGUCCUUAACAGGGGCUUUUUUGCCUGGACCUGCCCCACCUGGUUCCACCGGGCUUACCGUGUACCUAGCUGGCGGACAAGGGCAAGUAGUCGGAGGAAGUGUGGUGGGCUCACUGGUAGCGGCAGGGCCAGUGAUGGUAAUUGCAGCAACAUUUGCUAAUGCCACUUAUGAAAGAUUGCCAUUAGAGGAUGACGAGGAAGCUGGUAGUGGAGGGCAGGGACAGAUCCAGGGUGGGUCUAGUAACUCACCGCCACCUAUUGGAGGCAGCGGAGGACAAGCUGGGCUGCCAGAUCCCUCUGCGAUGCCGGUUUAUAAUCUGCCGCCGAAUCUAAUCCCUAAUGGAGGUCAGUUAGGGCACGAUGCCUAUGCUUGGGCUCAUGCGCGGCCGCCUUACUAAGUAGAGGAGAUAAACAAGAGAUUUUCAAGAUCUUUCUAUUGUGUUGUACUCAAAGGUAGGGAUUAAAAUCAUAGUAGAAGAUAAAAUCAUGGUUGUGAAUGUAUAUUAAUUAAAAUUUGGUUUUACCUUUUCUCUUUUCUCCCCCUUCUGUUUGCAAUAAAAAAAAAAAAAAAAGGAUGCCUUCUGCUUUCUUAA
Molecule: messenger RNA, 1158 nt
Organism: Manihot esculenta (cassava)
Lineage: Eukaryota; Viridiplantae; Streptophyta; Magnoliopsida; Malpighiales; Euphorbiaceae
Product: AT-hook motif nuclear-localized protein 20
Exons: 1
Cellular component (GO): nucleus
Molecular function (GO): DNA-binding transcription factor activity; minor groove of adenine-thymine-rich DNA binding
Source: RefSeq, a predicted model, not a curated record